Molecule: messenger RNA, 4975 nt
Organism: Portunus trituberculatus (swimming crab)
Lineage: Eukaryota; Metazoa; Arthropoda; Malacostraca; Decapoda; Portunidae
Product: discoidin domain-containing receptor 2-like
Biological process (GO): multicellular organism development; protein phosphorylation; cell surface receptor protein tyrosine kinase signaling pathway
Cellular component (GO): signaling receptor complex
Molecular function (GO): collagen binding; protein tyrosine kinase collagen receptor activity; ATP binding
Source: RefSeq, a predicted model, not a curated record
UAAGAAAACAAAGAAAAAUAAGCAAAAAAUUUCAGGUGAACAAAAUAAAAACAACAAAACGGGAAAAUAAACAAGAGAAAUAAGGAAGAAGUAAGAGACAAACAAGAGACAAACAGGAAACAGAGAGUGGGAAACAGGAGAGGUCAACACAAACAGGUGGAUGGAGGAGAACACUUGACCUGACCUCGCCUGACCUGACUGAUUGAGAGGUCAUCGAGAGGGAGAGGUGGUCAAGAUGAAGCACCCUCCUCCUCCUCCUCCUCUUCUCCUUCACUUUUUCUCUCCUCCUCCUUCUCCUCGUCCCUUCACCUGCCGUGGCCCUUCAUACAGAGCAAUGCGAGGCGGCGCUGGGCAUGCAGUCCGGCGGUAUCCCUGACGAGCACAUCUCCUCCUCCUCCUACUUCGAUGCCUCCGUCAACGCGAUAUACGGCAGACUAAUGACGGAGGCAGGAGGAGGCGCGUGGUGUCCUAGGGAUAUGGUGUACAAAGAAGGGAAGGAGUACCUGGAGGUGAACCUGGGGGCGCUGCACGUGGUGACGAAGGUGGAGGUGCAGGGGCGCUUCGGGAAUGGCCAGGGGAUGGAGUUCGCUCGUCAGUACAAGCUGCAGGUGUGGCGGCCGGGACUCACGCACUGGGUCACCUAUGUGGAUGGGCGUGGCGAGGAGCUUCUGGAGGGCAACACAAACACGUAUUUGGCUCAGACGUCACAGCUGAGUCCGCCGAUCAUCGCUACCAGGGUUCGCUUCCUCCCGUACAGUGACCAUCACCGCACUGUCUGCAUGCGUGUCGAGCUGUAUGGCUGCCAGUACUCAGACGGACUAGUAUCGUACAGUAUGCCUGACGGGGACCUGAGGGGCGGCGACACGGCCCUCUCAGACCUCACCUACGACGGGCUGAAGAGGGGCGGCUGGCUGACGGGAGGACUUGGCCAACUUACUGACGGGGAGACUGGACAUACUAACUUCAGGGUCGAUGCUUUGGGAAUGGGCCGAGGUUACGAGUGGGUUGGGUGGAAGAACACAAGUCGCCAGGGCCAGCCAGUGCCUCUCACCUUCCAGUUUGACUCCCUCAGGAAUUUCUCAGCCGUGCACGUGUAUGUCAACAACCUCUUCACUAAGGAGACGAUGAUGUUCUCCAAGGUUCGCAUCAGCUUCAGCGUGGGCGGCGAGUACUUCGCCAACACUGCCGUGGAGUACCGCCACGACGGGGACAGGAUCUUCGAGCACGCCCGCAACGUGACCAUCAGACUGCACGGCGCCGUGGGCCGCUACGUCAGGCUGGAGCUGUUCUUUGCCCUCAAGUGGCUCAUGGUGUCCGAGGUGUCCUUCGACUCGGUGCCCUGCCGCUGCAACCUGACGGAGGAGGAUGAGGCAGCUGUGGUGGCGGCAGAGGCCGGCACUACGGCGGAGACGGUGAGUGACGAGCGGUUGGUGGAAGGGCGCGCUCCCGUGGUGCCCGCUGAGCAGCAGUCUUCCGCCUUUCUGCUGGGUGGGCUCAUCAUACUGGCGCUGGUGUGCGGCAUGGUGCCGCUGGUGCUGGGCGUGGCCUACUACCACAGGAGGGCGGCCAGGAAGAGCGGCAAGAAGUCCCCGCCGCCCUCUGAGAGCGGCGAGGCGCGGAAGGUGUCCAUGAAGAUGAAGGACCUGCACAUCAACGUGAACCUUUCGCCAGUGUCCAACGGCUACGCCAAGGCCAAGGGCAGACUGUACGGCCACGUGGCGGUGGACGAGGAGGCCUCCGCCAUGUACCAGGAGCCCUUCAAGGCGCCUCCCAUGUACAACCCCGCCUACUACACUCUGGGCCACAGCGCCUCCUCUGACACGCCCCUCAAGUGUGCCCUGCCGGACACCGACGACUCCGUGGACUACGCCGUGCCGGACGUCAACAUGACACCGCCGCCGCCCUUCUCAGAGGUGUACACGCCGCCGCCGCCCGUGCCCCUCACCAAGCCUCCCGCCACGCUGCCCACCGCCCGCACCUUGCGCGAGGCCACCCUUACUGCCGCGCCUGUGCCUGCCCUGCCGCCGCCGCCAGACCAAGAGUACUACGCCGCGCCGCUUCUGUGCCAGCCCACCAACAUCCAGGGCACGGCGGGCACCGUGGCUUACGCCGUGACGGACGCCGCCGCGCUGGGCCCCGAGCCACCGCUACCCGAGGUGAGCAGAACGCAGCUGCGCGUUAUGGACACGCUGGGAGAGGGCGUGUUCGGCCUGGUGCAGUUGUGCGAGGCACGGGACUCCGCCCCCAGGAAGGUGGUGCUGAAGACGCUCAAGCUGGGGGCGGACGAGGAGACCAAGAAGACCUUCCGGCAGGAGACGCAGACGCUGGCCAGGCUGGACAACCCCAACGUGGCGCGUGUGGUGGCCGCCUCCCAUGCCGCGGAGCCGCCCUGCGCGCUGCUGGAGUACCCUGAGCAUGGCGAUCUCUGCCAGUUCCUGCAGCGACACAAAGUGGAGGAGGCGGGCGGCCCCACCACGUGCGUGGGUGUGCUGGACCCGCCCGCGCUGAGCUAUGGGGCGCUGGUGUACAUGGUGACGCAGGUGGCGUCGGGCAUGCAGUACCUGGAGGCGGCGGGCGUGGUGCACCGUGACUUGGCGGCGCGGAACUGCUUGGUGGGGCGCGGCCUGACCGUCAAGGUGUCAGACUUUGCCAUGAGCAGGCCGCUGUACUCCGCGGACUACUACCGCCUCAACGAGGGCCGCACGCUGCUGCCGGUGCGGUGGAUGGCGUGGGAGUCUGUGCUGCAGGGCCGCUUCUCCACUAGGAGUGAUGUGUGGGCCUUCGGCGUCACGCUGUGGGAGAUCCUGACCGUGGCCCGCCAGCAGCCCUUCGCAGAACUGAGUGACGAGGGCGUGCUGGAGAACGCCUCCCACUGCCUGCACGGGGACGGCGCCGGCAGGAUGACGCUGCCGCAGCCGCCGCUCUGCCCCAGGGAGAUCUACGACAUGAUGGUCGCCUGCUGGAGGCUCGCGGACAGGCAGCGGCCACCUUUCUGGGAGAUCGUCAUGUUCCUGCAGCGUAAGAAUCUCGGCUACACCUUCGACUACACCAACUAACUCACACACUCACGCUACUGGCGCGGCACGCUCACGCCCCUCAACACUCAAAGGACGCGCGCCUACUGAAGUGAAGCAGGAAUGAAGGUACCAAACAAGGUGCCAAGUGAUAUGUGACUAGUAACUCAACCCUGUGUACUUGCGGGACAGCGAGGCGGCGAGUGAGAGGAAAGGUGCACUGAGGCAGCGCGCCACACGAAACACUCAUGUACAGGUAGUGAACUAUACGCAUACGUAAUGAACCACGUGACAAAUUGAUGUAAAUAUACAGUAUAUAUAUACGAAAAAUAAUGAGACUGCGGAGGCAUAAUCAUUUAUAAAUAGUGAAGAUUUGAUAGCGAUCUUACAAAGAAUCAAAACCCUAUACGGGACGGGACAAUUAUUAUUAUUAUUAUUAUUAUUAUUAUUAUUAUCAUCAUCAUCAACAUGAGUCCCUGAAGUUCAACAAAGGAACAACGAAUCGAAGUAUCUUAGGGGAGAGAGAGAGAGAGAGAGAGAGAGAGAGAGAGAGAGAGAGAGAGAGAGAGAGAGAGCAAAAAUCAAAGUUAACAUAGACAAAUCAAACACAGCUAAGCAACUCACCUGUCCUCCCUUUACCUGUCGGAGGAGGAGGAGAAGGAGGAAGAAGAAAAAACACAGCAAUCCUCAACAUCAUAACUGUACAUACCUGUAAAAGAUAGAAAAAAACUAUUAUUAUUAUUAUUAUUAUUAUUAUUAUUAUUAUUAUUAUUGAAGAGGCACCUGAUCUCUGCGUUUCAUGGCAUUUAUAGUUUUCGAGUGUGUGUAACGAAAGAGUUUCACUAAUUAAUUCAAGAAAACACUAAUUUCCAUACACUCCUUAACUUACACCCAAGAUAAAAAAAAAAUACACUUAACUAAUACUUAUUUCUUGAUAUAUAUACACCCUUCAUAUAUACACAUACCCCUCCUCUCUCCCAUACCUCCCUCUAACACAUACCCCCCACUCCCCCUCUCUUCUCUUCCAUACCUCCCCCCCCUCCCUCAUUCCAAAACGGUCAAAACAGGGACUAGGUAGAAUUAACAAGAGAGUAUCAGGAAGGAAUAAGAUAGAAACCCCUUUGUAGCUUCCCGAUCCUCCUUUUGUGGUGUUCGAUCCCCCUUCAGUGCCGCUCAAAGGAGGAUCGAAGUAUAAAUAGAGACUUAGGUAGAUUCAUACACGCAUACAUGAGCUUAUAUACAAAAAAUGGUGUGUAGGGAGAGAUACAAAGGAAAGAAGCAAUGUUUAGCAAUGUAUGGAGGAGAAAUGAGUGGUGUAUAGAUACUGAUUAACUUUAUUUAUUUAUUUAUUUAUUUAUUGUGUUUAAGAAAGUUAUUAGUGAUUUUUUUUCUUCAUUUUAAUUUUUAAGAUGCGAGAAAAUGUUGAGUUUUUGUUUAUUCAUCUUUAUAUUUUAUUUUGUUUUUUGUUGUUAUUCUUUUUUGUUCAAAGUUCAUGGUUGUGUGAUGAUGCCCGUGCUAGUCUCUCUCUCUCUCUCUCUCUCUCUCUCUCUCUCUCUCUCUCUGUCAGCACGGGGCAUCACCAGACUCACGUCAUGUUUACUGAAUUGAAGGCCAAGUUGUAUAAAGUGUAAUAUAUAUAAUCAGAGUGUGCGUGUGUGCGUGUGUGCUCACCCACGCCUGGCCCGCCCACCCCUACACACACACACACACAGAGAGAGAGAGAGAGAGAGAGAGAGAGAGAGAGAGAGAGAGAGAGAGAGAGAGAGAGAGAGAGAGAGAGAGAGAGACAUACAUACUUACUUACAUACAUACAUAUAUACAUACAUACACACAUACAAACAGACAGACAGAGAGAGAGACAGACAGACAGGGGUGGACAGGCACACUCUAAUACCUUACAAUAAAAUGUUUUCCACGAAAACUUAUCGAUGUAUUUGUAAAUAAAAAGAUUUCUAAGGAUU